Musa acuminata subsp. malaccensis (wild Malaysian banana) is the source of this 2305-nucleotide messenger RNA. The record is from RefSeq and is a predicted model, not a curated record. NCBI's taxonomy places the organism in Eukaryota, Viridiplantae, Streptophyta, Magnoliopsida, Zingiberales, Musaceae.
UAAAGAAGGUAUAAUACAGUAUUUACUAACGAAUGAACUCCUCGAGACCAAUACGUUUUCCUACCCGUCUCGUCGUUCCAUUUCCCUAUCCAUGUGGUGAUUCCAGUGACAAGAUCGCGGGGCCCACGUCAGGCCCGUGUUUCUGACCUGUCAGAUGCCGUCGAUAUUUUAAUUAAGAUACGAGGAGCGGAUCCCGCGGCUCGCCUGUUUUCGGGGCGCACAAGGUUCCGGGAUUCAUAUUCGCUUCGCAGGUGGGCCUCCGGCAGAAUGAACGUGGGGCCCGGCUGGGUUCGGGUUAGGGUGGACCUGCACCCUGUCUUGGUUGCCACAUGAGAUCUCCCUGCUUCCAACGGCUACUUGGUCUUCCUACCAUGGAUGCUCGGAUCCGCCUCGGAUGACCGUUGCAGCACCACCGCAUCUUCUCAGCCAAGGCUUAAAAGACCGGAAUGUAACCCUAGAAUGAACUCUUCACCCUUCAGCUUUCUCGUUCCAUCUCCUGAAGAGCAUCAAAGCUCAAGCAGAGAACUGAAAGCUUGAAGAGAGAGAGAGAGAGAGAGAGAGAGAGAGAGAGAGAGAGAGAGAGAGAGAGAGACCCGAACGAUGGAGUCGAGGAAGAGCCGAUUGAACCUCCCGGCCGGCAUGGAGUCCUCGCUCCGCCUCGACUCCAUCCCCGCCGCCCACUUCCCGGCCAUCCCCAAGACGCCGUCCCCAUCCAAGACCACCUACGGCGACCGCUUCAUCCCCUGCCGGUCCUCCUCCCGGCUGCAGAACUUCGCACUGGCGGAGAAGCCGUCCCCCGCCAAAGAGGGCGGCAACGACGCCUACUCCCGGCUGCUACGAGCCGAGCUCUUCGGACACGACCCCGCUCCCUACUCCCCGGGCGCCCAGGGAUCGCCCAUAAGCCCCAACAAGAACCUCUUCCGGUUCAAGACGGAUCACUCCGGCCCGAGUUCCCCGUUCUCGGUCACCACCGUGGCAGCCCAUGACAUGGCCGUGGAGGUCUCCACGCCCCCCAAAGUGCCCCGGAAGAUACCUAAGACGCCGCACAAGGUUUUGGAUGCCCCUUCGCUUCAGGAUGAUUUCUACCUGAAUCUUGUCGAUUGGUCUUCGCAGAACGCUUUAGCUGUAGGAUUGGGUACCUGCGUAUAUCUUUGGUCUGCAACCACAAGCAAGGUGACGAAACUGUGUGACUUGGGAAAUAGAGAUGGUGUAUCUGCAAUCCAGUGGAGCCGGGAAGGCUCUUAUAUAGCAAUCGGAACAAGUCUGGGAGAUGUCCAGAUAUGGGAUGGCACAAAGUGUAAGAAGAUUAGGAGCAUGGGUGGCCAUCUAACAAGAACUGGAGUGUUGGCAUGGAAUUCAUGUAUUUUAUCUUCAGGGAGUAGAGACAAGAACAUACUUCACCAUGACCUUCGAGUUCCAGGCGACUUUGUUAGCAAGCUUGUAGGCCACAGAUCUGAGGUUUGUGGAUUAAAAUGGUCUCAUGAUGACCGUGAACUAGCUUCUGGUGGAAAUGACAAUCAGCUCUUAAUUUGGAACCAGCGCUCUCAAAGUCCACUUUUGAAACUGACAGAGCAUACAGCUGCAGUUAAAGCCAUUACUUGGUCACCACACCAGCAUAGCCUUGUUGCAUCAGGAGGUGGAACAGCUGACCGGUGCAUCCGCUUCUGGAACACUUGUAAUGGAAACAUGCUUAACUGUGUUGAUACAGGCAGUCAAGUCUGCAAUCUAGCAUGGAGUAAAAAUGUCAAUGAACUAGUUAGUACUCAUGGUUAUUCCCAGAACCAAAUCAUGGUGUGGAAGUAUCCGUCUCUUAGCAAGGUAGCAACUCUAACAGGCCAUACACUUCGCGUACUGUACCUUGCAAUGUCGCCUGAUGGACAGACUAUAGUGACCGGAGCAGGUGACGAAACACUGAGGUUUUGGAAUGUUUUUCCCUCGAUGAAAACGCCAGCUCCUGUGCGUGAUACUGGAGUUUGGUCCCUGGGAAGGACACACAUUCGUUGACCAACGAGCAAGCAAUUCUUCCAAUGUGCAAAUAUCAAACUAAUUUCUUUAGAUUGUUUUGUAAAUUAGCUAACAACAUAAGAAUUCAGUCUGAUGGUAAUCAGUUUUUAGAUUAAAUGCUGUGUAUCUAAUCAUAUUAAAUGCUGUGUUGGACAUUCUGUCUACAAUUGGGACAUCUUCAACACCUUCAGCAUGAAGAUAUGAUUCUGGAGAUCGUCUUAGUAACACGAUUUUAAUAAUAUCUGGAGUUGUAACAUUUCUUGAAUGCCAAAUGCUAUGCAAGUUUGAUUAUUGUGCUUCA